CGAAUACACUAUUAUACUGUACACAUAUGUAUAGUCUGUAUAAUCUAUAUUAUAAUCUUUUCCAGCCUGCUUCUCUCUUUUUCUUACAGCGAAUUUUAGCGUAAGACAGGCUAGUUGUCAUCACAAUGACUAACUCCAAGGGUUAUCGCCGUGGAACGAGAGAUUUGUUCUCUCGCAAAUUUCGAAAACAUGGAACCAUCCCACUGUCAACAUACAUGAAAGUGUAUAAAGUUGGUGACAUUGUCGACAUUAAGGGAAAUGGUGCCGUUCAAAAGGGUAUGCCCUACAAAGUCUAUCAUGGCAAAACUGGAAGAGUCUUCAAUGUUACUCCACAUGCCUUGGGUGUCAUUGUAAACAAAAGAGUACGUGGUCGCAUCAUUGCUAAACGUAUAAAUGUUCGGAUUGAACAUGUCAAUCACUCUAAAUGUCGUGAAGACUUUCUGAAACGCGUCAAGGAAAACGAAAGGUUGAGGAAAGAAGCUAAAGAGAAGAAAGUUCAUGUUCUUCUAAAAAGACAACCAGCUCAACCUUCCAAGGCUCAUAUUGUAUCUGGCCGUGAAGAACCUAUCCUUUUAGCACCAAUACCUUACGAAUUUAUUGCUUAAAAAUUUGAUAAUAAAAAAAAUACAAACAAGAUAUAUAUAA
This is a messenger RNA of Chelonus insularis, 645 nucleotides long. It is a transcript of the gene RpL21, whose product is annotated as ribosomal protein L21. Gene Ontology annotation, molecular function: structural constituent of ribosome. Gene Ontology annotation, biological process: translation. The coding region runs from base 126 to 605 and encodes 159 amino acids. Gene Ontology annotation, cellular component: cytosolic large ribosomal subunit; ribosome. Lineage: Eukaryota; Metazoa; Arthropoda; Insecta; Hymenoptera; Braconidae. The record is from RefSeq and is a predicted model, not a curated record. The transcript has 2 exons.